Rhopalosiphum maidis (corn leaf aphid) is the source of this 834-nucleotide messenger RNA. RefSeq lists its product as uncharacterized. The transcript has 4 exons. The coding region runs from base 286 to 708 and encodes 140 amino acids. NCBI's taxonomy places the organism in Eukaryota, Metazoa, Arthropoda, Insecta, Hemiptera, Aphididae. The record is from RefSeq and is a predicted model, not a curated record.
CACGCUAAGCCGCUCAGUCCGAUUCGCCGCAGUCCGUUACAAUAUCACGUCCGGACAAUAGCUCCUCGCCGGUCGCGAAUACCACCGACGCUACUUUAACAGAAGAGAAAAAAAAGCGUCGUCGUCAUCGUCUUUUCGCCGGCGCGCGCGCGCACUCACACACACACACACACGCCGAAUACCGCCCACACACGCACACGCGCGCGUUGUACGCAAGUCUGUCGAUUCGAUACUCAAAAGUAACGUAAAGUAACAAUAUCAAAGAUCAAACGCGCCCUUAGCAAAAUGUUGAUGUUUCUGACUACCGCCAUAUCUUGCCUGUGCAUGAUGGAUUUGGGAACGGCGAUAUCAGUGCCAACGGGCAAGACGACGCCCAUUGAACCCGCUGUGCCCGAGCCAAAAAUAAUUCCGGUGCCUGGUUCCUAUCUCGCGCCACCGGCUCCCGUACACGAGUAUUCGGAAGAAAGACCCGAACCACCGCCGUUGGAUCCGUCUUAUGUGCCAAUCCCAUACAACUUCAUCGAGUACUUGGCACCUCAAAGUCUUCUACUGGUACCAAUGAAAAUUAAGUUUCAAAAACCUUAUUCAAAGUAUGAAAAAUACCCACUCACAGCAACUAAGUAUCAGAAGCUUAUCAAAAAUGAAAAUAUGAGACGGAAAUAUUAUUCAAAUAUCCCACAGCCAAAUUACAUUCCAUCGAACUGGUGAGUGUUCUAAUUCUCUCAUCGUCAAAAAUGUUUGCCAUGUCAUAUAUAUACAUAUAUUAUAUGUAAUUAAAAUAAAAUGUUAUACAUUUUUUACCUCUUAAAAAUAAUUGUUUUUAUCUCUACUAUA